This is a messenger RNA of Colletotrichum destructivum, 1590 nucleotides long. RefSeq names its product Putative RAM signaling pathway, SOG2, leucine-rich repeat domain superfamily. Lineage: Eukaryota; Fungi; Ascomycota; Sordariomycetes; Glomerellales; Glomerellaceae. Gene Ontology annotation, molecular function: protein binding. The record is from RefSeq and is a predicted model, not a curated record. The transcript is spliced from 2 exons. Bases 13 to 1590 code for a protein of 525 amino acids.
GGAAAGUUUACAAUGCCCAUCCAAAGAGUGCCUUCAGCCGCGCCGGACGCUUCUUCGAGCAUUGCAGGCAGUCAAAGCCGCAUCAUUCAACUCGUCAUCGAGGCCAUUAGAAAUGCAAAUCUUGACAGGCGGCGUGCAGCGCCAAACGGAAAAAAGACUCGCAGAACCCCCGCCCUCGCCAUCGACCUCAGUUUCCAAGGGAUGCAGACUAUCCCUGACACCGUCAUCGAAUUGACCAACGGCGACCUAGAACGAUCGCUAGAGACAUUAGAUCUCGGGUACAAUAAACUGAGAGUUGUCCCUGAACAGAUUGCUCAUCUUUCAUCGCUCAAAGUGCUCUCCAUUCCGCACAACCUCGUCACAAAACUGCCGUUCGGCAUCGGCAGUAUGAACUCAUUAAGAAGCCUAAAGAUUGACAGGAAUCCUCUCGAGUUUCCCCCGCCAGAGAUACUUCGAUCCCUGGAUGAGAAAGAUGCGACAGAUACCUUCGUGGCCGAGCAGAUCAAACGAUUCCUCAGACAGCACGAACACAUUCAACGCACAAACUCCACAGGGGAAACCAGUCUGGUCGAUGCGGCAAACACCAUUGCCAGGUGUUUGCCCGAUUUGCAUAAAGUUCUUUUGACCCUCGGAAGCUCAACUCGACAGACACUCACCAUUAAAUCACCCCUGGAAAGAAUUGUCGAACGCACUGGCAUAUGCUUACGGGAAGUACAACUGUUCGUUCAAUUUGCAGUGGAAGAGGACUCGGAAGAUGCUAGGCUUGGUCUUCCAAGAGCUUGCAAGACACUCUUGGAAGCCUGCUCGCGAAUAUGCUCGGAAAUCCUGAACAACACCGAUCUAAUUGUCGACAAGGUGGGAGCCCACAAAGUCCGGGGGCUGCUGGGUCUCAUGCACCGAACGUGCAUGGAACUACGGCUUGUGGUGAUCGCGAGGAGCUUUGUUGAACCGAAAACCCCUGAGAGCACUUCAUCAACAAACGGCCUUGUCACUAGAAGACUGGCGUCUCGUCAAGUAGCUACAGGUGGCAUGAGGGCCUCAUCACUUCCCCUGGACGACGGUCUGCCGACGGCCAUUCUGACACGGGACCCAGAAUCUCUCAAGGCGAAAGCUUCGGCCCCUUCCGACGGGGACGUAUCAUUCAACGCACUGUCACACUCUCUACAAGAAGCAUGUGGUCUUGUCCUGGCAACCAUACCUCUGCUGAGCGACCAGAUCUUGGCCAGUUGGAGCAAGGACACGGCACGCAAGCCCGGACCUCGGCCAGUGAGACUGUGGGAAACUCUACUUACCACCUGCUCGAGUAACCGGCAGAAGGCUGUACUUUUAAGAACCUGCCUGAACUCCCUCUCUACCAGAGAUCUGGCGACAAGAGACCAGCCACUGCUCGUCGACUCUGCUUCUCAGUUGAUAAGCAGCUGGACCCAACUUGGCGGGCACCUGAUAACGCUGAGAGACGCACUGCGUCUCUCGGCUGACGUCAAACGCUGUCUCCGCAUCAUACAGACGACCAUGAAAAAGUGUGCGCAUCUGCUUCGCCUCUGGACGGAAAGAUCCGCGAGCAAGCAGCCUCUCGAACAGGAAGCGUGA